AUGCACCAUUCUUACACAUUUACAUUGCCCUCUCCUUGGGCCUGCUCUUCUCCCUGGCCCUGCUCCUCUCACUGCACCUGCACCUCUCACAUCACCUCUCACUGCUCCUGCACCUCUCACAUCACCUCUCACUGCUCCUGCACCUCUCACUGCAUCUCUCACUGCUCCUGCACCUCUCACUACAUCUAUCACUGCUCCUGCACCUCUCACUGCAUCUCUCACUGCUCUUGCACCUCUCACUGCACCUGCACCUCUUACUGCACCUCUGACUGCAUCUCUCACUGGGCCUGCUCUUCUGCCUGGGCCCCUUGCUCUUACUCUUCCUUUGUCCAGACAUUACAGUGUUUUUCUGUUCCUGUUUCCAAAAACAUCACGCCUCAAAGUCCUCAUUUUACAGUGUCACCCCGAUCCUGGGAAGGAAUAGGAGCGGACGUGUCUGGCCAAUCAUACGGACAUAAUACUGCAGUUCCAUCUACGUUCCCCUCUCAGGACAACACGGGCCGUGACCAGGCCAGCAGCAACCGUUUGGAAGUGGGUAAAGGUCAUCUUCCCUCUCACCAAGACCUUUCCUCACCAGAGCGGGAAGCUGUGGAGGAGUUGUGGCCCGGCAUUCGCAACAGACGGUACAGCGUGCCUCACAUCACCCUGGCUCCAGACACCCGGAGACGACCGAGGCAGCCAGCGAGCGAGCACCGGUCUCGAUGCAGCUUCACGGACCGCGUUCAGGCGAACAGAGACGCCAUCGCCCAAAAUGAAAACGGUAAGACUCCGCUUGUCAUUGUAACCUGCACUGCUUGCCACAUGUACAGUUUAGCUUCUUCCGUCAGCACAGAGGGGUUUACAUGUGUUAAGUGUAUUGAAGUAGUAAGGCUGACGGAGAAGGUUGCAGAACUAGAAGCGCACAUCCGAACGCUCGUUGAGGACAGUAAGACCGCUAAUGCUAAUGUUAAUGUUUCAAACACUGUUUUGGGUGCGCCUACGGUAACGCGUAGUACACAUAGCUCGGUUCCGGCAACUGAGUUAACACGGCCGACUAACUGGGUGACUGUCAGGCGGCGUAGUCAUAUUCGAUGCCCAUCGAAGUCCCCCCUAGUAAUUUCUAACAGAUUCGACAUUCUAAACAAUACACCGGCUGAGACAUCUGUUAAAGGUGCCCUUGUUAUUGGAGACUCGAUACUUAAGAACGUGAACAUUGAGGCACCAGCCACCAUAGUUGACUGUAUACCGGGAGCCAGAUCGUCAGACAUUAGAUCCAAACUUAAAGUACUGGCUAAUGCUAAGCGUAAGUUUUCUAAAAUUGUUAUUCAUGCCGGCGCAAAUGACACCAGACUCCGCCAGUCAGAGAUCACCAAAGAUACUAUUAAAGAGGUGUGUGAAAUUGCAAAAACAAUGUCAGAUAAUGUAAUUUGCUCUGGUCCCCUCCCCGCCUACCGGGGUGAUGAAACUUAUAGCAGAUUAGUGUCUCUUCACCACUGGAUGUCAAAAUGGUGCCCUCAGCAUAACGUAGGGUUUAUAGAUAAUUGGAAACACUUCAGGGGGAGACCUGACCUGCUAAAGAGAGAUGGCCUUCAUCCGUCAUCGGAAGGAAAUGCUAUACUCUCUAGAAAUCUGAACAAUACUCUAAAUUCUAAUACAGUCUGACUAGCCAGGGCCCAGGUCAGGAAACAGAUAGAUCGGCCUACCCGUCCAUCUGUUAGUUGCUCUGACAUGUCAAGAUCACAUAUAUCCCAGAACUUAGAGUCUAUCUUACCAGAGUAUCAACACAUUUCAACUGUGUGCGUUCCUCGAACAAACAAA
Misgurnus anguillicaudatus (oriental weatherfish) is the source of this 1797-nucleotide messenger RNA. The record is from RefSeq and is a predicted model, not a curated record. NCBI's taxonomy places the organism in Eukaryota, Metazoa, Chordata, Actinopteri, Cypriniformes, Cobitidae.